Callithrix jacchus (white-tufted-ear marmoset) is the source of this 918-nucleotide messenger RNA. NCBI's taxonomy places the organism in Eukaryota, Metazoa, Chordata, Mammalia, Primates, Cebidae. The record is from RefSeq and is a predicted model, not a curated record.
AGGAAGCCCAAGAGGAAGAGGAGGUUCAGGAAGAGGAAAAGCCGAGACCCAAACUCACUGCUCCUAAGAUCCCAGAAGGGGAGAAGGUGGACUUCGAUGACAUCCAGAAGAAACGCCAGAACAAAGACCUCAUGGAGCUCCAGGCCCUCAUCGACAGCCAUUUCGAAGCCCGGAAGAAGGAGGAAGAGGAGCUGAUAGCUCUCAAAGAGAGAAUCGAGAAGCGACGUGCAGAGAGAGCAGAGCAGCAGAGGAUUCGUGCAGAGAAGGAGAGGGAGCGCCAGAACAGACUGGCGGAGGAAAAAGCCAGAAGGGAGGAGGAGGACGCCAAGAGGAGGGCAGAGGACGACCUGAAGAAGAAGAAGGCCCUGUCUUCCAUGGGAGCCAACUACAGCAGCUACCUGGCCAAGGCUGACCAGAAGAGAGGCAAGAAGCAGACGGCACGCGAAAUGAAGAAGAAGAUUCUGGCCGAGAGACGCAAGCCACUCAACAUCGACCACCUCAGUGAGGACAAGCUGAGGGACAAGGCCAAGGAGCUCUGGGAUACCCUGUACCAGCUGGAGACCGACAAGUUUGAGUUUGGGGAGAAGCUGAAACGCCAGAAAUAUGAUAUCACCACGCUCAGGAGCCGCAUCGACCAGGCCCAGAAGCACAGCAAGAAGGCUGGGACCCCAGCCAAGGGCAAAGUCGGCGGGCGCUGGAAAUAGACAGGCCAGCAAGGCCCCUCGAGGCAGAGACCCUCCACCCUCGCGCACAUGGGAGUCGCUCGUGGGACUCUGCAUCCUCCGACCCCCACCAACCCAUCAGGGGUUCCCUGACAAUCCUGGGGCUGGAGAGGCCACCCCGGAGCCCUGCCUGAAUCCCUGUCCUUGCUGCCUCCAUCCGCUGGGACCUGUGAAUAAAGUUGCAGAUCCCCCUCCA